Molecule: messenger RNA, 2383 nt
Organism: Phoenix dactylifera (date palm)
Lineage: Eukaryota; Viridiplantae; Streptophyta; Magnoliopsida; Arecales; Arecaceae
Source: RefSeq, a predicted model, not a curated record
CGCUCUCUCUCUCUCUCUCUCUCUCUCUCGAUCUCGAUCUCGAUCUCGAUCUCGAUCGCUUCUCCGGAAGAAAGAAGAGCGAAACAUCCAACUGUAGGAGGAGCGAUCGAUGGAGGCAGGGGCGAGUUCCAGUCGGCGGCAGCGGCAGAGGCCUCACGGAGCCUUCAAGGAGGAGCUAUCGAUGGAGGCAGGGGCGGGUUCCAGGCUGCGGCAGCGGCGGGGGCCUUACGGAGCCUUCAAGGAAGUGGCUGAGCCACUGUUCAGUGUGGGAGCACAGGUCGAGGUCAGCCGGGAAAGCAAGAACUAUGGAGCUGCUUGGCUUGCAGCUACUAUUGUUAGUAUGAUCAGCAAGUCCAUAUUUUUGGUGGAUUGCAAGACCCCGAGAGCUGUCACUGACAGAGAGUUGUCGACGGAGAUUGUUGAUGCUCAACACAUUAGGCCUCCACCUCCCCUUGCAUUAGACGAUGAGGAUUUCAGGUUACAUGAUGUUGUUGAGGUGCUUUACCAUGGCGGGUGGUCGCUAGGAGUUGUUACUCAGAUUUCUAAUGGGUCAAAGUACAUUGUCAAGUUGAAGCAUCAUGAAGAGGAGAUGGAGUUUAAUUGUUUCGAAAUGAGAUCCUGCCAGGUAUGGGAGGAUGGGCAGUGGAUCAGCUAUUCCUCCCAGAGCAUGAAACAAUAUUCACAGGAGGAGUUAAAGACAAGGAAGAGAGGCAGGCCUGCAAAGAAAAGCAUAGAAUCGGAACAAGCAGAAGAUUUGCCUGAGCAAGUUGCUGAAGAAGAACAUGGGAAGAAAGAAAUUGAGCAAUCAAUUCAAGGUCAGUCUUGUGAUGCAUCUUUUGAAACUCGAGCACAUAGUCAUCAUGAUGAAGCAACGGGGUACAAGGACCCCCCACUACUUGCGAAUAUGCAGGAGCAAUUCAUGCAUAAAAACCGCUUACAAGAAUAUGCUCAAAGGUCAUCCAUACCUUUGCCAAUAUAUCAAACUGUUAAUGAAGGGCAUCCAUAUGCAUCACAAUUUAGAUCUACUGUUCUGAUAGAUGGAGUGACAUUCAUGUCAUCUCGGACAUUUCCUCGUCGAAAAGAAGCAGAGCAAGACGUGGCAAAACUUGCUCUUGAAGGCAUAUCUAGGAAGAUAAAGGAUGAAGGAAUUCCCCUAAUUCAUGCAGAUACUACAUUCUGCAAGUCUAUCCUUCACGAAUAUGCAGUGAAGAUGUAUAUAGAGAAGCCUGCAUACACAACAUCUCAAUUAGAAGGGGUGCUGCUUCCUUCUUUUAUAUCAUCUUUGGUUUUUGAUGGAAAAACUUAUACAGGUGCUGCAGGAAGAAACAAGAAGGAAGCAGAACAGAUUGCUGCACGUGCUGUUAUUCAAUCCAUCUUAGCUCACUCUGAUACAAGGAUUAUCAUGUCUGAAAUUGUAAAAUCCAAGGGUAAAUUGUAUGCUGCAAUACAAAAGAACAAUGACUCAGGUUUAUCACAUCUGGGAAAUGCAGCCUCGGGACAGCAGGCAAGGAAUGACUCUAGUGGCAGUACUGUGAAAAGAAAAAAAAUUCAGGCUGCCCCAGCAAAUGACGACUUAGCUGGUGUUGCAAAUCAUAAGCAAUUGCUCUUGGGGCAACGUCCUGCUGCUGCAGAGACAGAACCACUUCUUGAAGCUAAGAAACCUAUAGAAGAAUAUCCAUGCGAACAAAGUUUUGGACCAAUUGGAGGGGGCACAUCACCGCCAGUUCUUUCACAAGAUGUUCUACCUUCAGGAUUAAAGAGGAUUGUGUUCGAGUCAUCUGAUGGAUCUUAUCAUGCUGAACAAAACCAGGUAAAUGAUCUGGAUGGGCCAUCUAUGCAAUCCUAUGAUGCUCAAUACAGGUUCCUAGUAGCCAGAGAAAGCGCUCGAGGAAGAAGCAGAACAGAGGACAUCAACACAGGAAAGCACGGACUGAACAGAUCUUCAAAACUGGAUUGUAAUUGUUCGACUUGCCCACCAUUCAGGAGCAUCACUCUUUACCCAAGGAUGACAAAUCUUUCAGCAUAUUACGCAAGUCUCUUGGCUCAUUUCUGGAAGGCGCAUCCGAUGAUGAUUUUGGGCCUGAUGAAUGAGCCUUGAUCACCAGUAACUGCUCUUGGAUAUGGGGAAGCAUAAAAUUCUGUAUGUAAACCUUAUUCUCUGACACCAUCUAUCUUCUUCAACUGAAGAUUUUACCAAAUUGUUGGAUGGUGAAUUGGGAUUAAAAUUUGUCAAUGGUUCCUAGGCUCCAGAUUCUGUUUUGUUAAUAUAAGAAAGGGGUAUCUACAGUAAUCAUGGCAUUGCCUGUUUCUAGUUUUCCAGGACCUUGACUACUGAAACACUAUGUUGGUAAAGGAGGUGAAGUUAAAUCUUUUGACGAGGACA